Molecule: messenger RNA, 3084 nt
Organism: Chlamydomonas reinhardtii
Lineage: Eukaryota; Viridiplantae; Chlorophyta; Chlorophyceae; Chlamydomonadales; Chlamydomonadaceae
Exons: 8
Coding region: 191-1915 (574 amino acids)
Source: RefSeq, a predicted model, not a curated record
GGUUAUUUUGUAUGUUGCACUCAAGUAUUUGGUCGCGGUAUCUCGCUGCUGAGCUCACAUUGAUGUGUCUAAGGUAAAGCCAACCGAGCUCGCAACGCUCCAAACGAAAUAUUUGCAUGCAGAACACCUUAACGAUUACAUUAUCGCUGUACGUAACUUAACCUGCUGUGUUUGAGCAAAGUUGUUUGCCAUGUCCGACGUUGACGAGGAUAUCGGGGCCGAGACUGCGCACGUCAUAGCUGUACCAGAUUCGGAUGAGGACGAUGACGCUGGUCUCACAGCGCUAGCGGAGAGUGCCGCUGCAGAUGACGAUGAGCCGGCUGCUGGCGGGGCGGAGGCCGCGGAGGACGACUAUCAAGACGAAGCUGAGCCGGAGGCAGCGGAGGAGCCGGAGCCAGCAGCCGAGGACAAGGCGGAGGCGGAGCCGGAAGCGGAGCCGGAGCCGGAAGCAGAGCCGGAGCCGGAAGCAGAGCCGGAGCCGGAAGCAGAGGCAGAGCCAGAAGCAGAGGCAGAGCCGGAGCCGGAAGCGGAGGCAGAGCCGGAGCCGGAGGCAGAGGCAUCAGAGCCAGCGCCUGCUGCCAAGGAGCCCGAGCCGGAGGAGCCAGAGCAGCCAGCAGCUAAGAAGGCUGCGAAGACUGAGGAGGACGCGGAGGCCUCGUACCAGGAGGAUUUUGAGCCCACGCUGGGGCUAAGCAGCUCCAAAAUGCCGGAGAAAGAUGAGGGCCCUAGCGCGUCGGGCGACAAGGAGGAGGACGAGGCGGAGCAGUCGGCGGUGGUGGAUGAGCCCGUGGAGGACGAUGAGGAGGAGAAGCCAAAGCCAAAGCCGAUCGAGAAGUCGGCGAGCAGCGCCUCCAAAGCCUCAGUCGCCAGCUCAGCCAAGGCGGCGCCGGCGCCGGCACCGGCGAAGCCCGCGGCGAAGCCCGCGCCCAAGCCAGUGGUCCCGCCGCCAGCGACGAAGCCGGCGCCGCCCAAGCCCGCACCGCCCAAGCCCGCACCAAAGCCCGCCGCACCGCCGCCAAAGCCGGCGCCGGCACCGGCACCCGCGGCGGCAAAGCCCGUGCCGGCCAAGCCGGUAGUAUCGGCCCCCAAGCCGGCGCCCAAGCCCGCGCCGCCAAAGCCCGCGCCGCCACCGCCCGCGCCGCCGCCGGCCAAGCCCUCUGUGCCGCGCCCCGCCGCGCCGCCGCCCAAGCCGGCGGCGCCGCCACCGACGGCGGUUGCGUCCAACGGCCAGAAGGUGAAGCUGACGUUCACGGGGCCGCCCAACACCGUGCGGCCGCAGCCCACCGUCAAGCCCGACUACAGCCACACGGGCUACGAGGUGAAGAAGAUCACUGCUGACAACAUGAAGCUGUGCAACCGGCUGGUGGAGAUCAGCCGCGCCACACCCAACCCCGCCUACAACAACGCGCUGUCGGUGGGCUCGGCGGCGGCCAGCGGCAAGCUGGCGCCGGCCAACGUGUCGGCGGCGGCUGUGAACCGGCACAAGAAGGAGGACAAGAUAGCGCAGGAGAACCUGGCCCUGUACAAACGGCUUCAGGCCGUCAAGCCAAGCCGCGACAUCAACCGUGACGCCCUCAACAAGGACUACGCCAAGUCGCAGGCGUACGGCGACAACGCGCGCAAGUUCCGUCCCAUCGGUGGUGGCGCCACCCACCCCGCCGGCUCCGGCGUCGCCGCCGCCAAGGCCAUGCACGCUGCCUCGCCGCCGCCCGCUGAGGAGGCGGAGGAGGAGGAGGCCGCCGCCGCCGCCUCGCCAGCAAUCGCGGCGCCAGCGCCGCCGCCCCCGGCACCCAAGGCAGUGGAGUCUCAGCCGUCAGUGAAGAAGGCGGCGGUGGAGGAGGAGGCGGCGGCGGCGCCGGAUGAGAGCUAUGCGGAGGAUGCGGGAUUUGAGGAGGAGACACCGGAGGAGAGCUGAGCGGUGGUGGUGGCUUUGAGACGACGCCGGCCACUGGGGAUUGUGCCGUUGCGGCCGUGUUUUGGAAUGAAGGAGGAGGAGGCGGGGGCCUCUUUGGCGCUACGGCGGGAGCCCCUGUGGGGUGGCUUGUGGCUGCACGUCUGCUCAUGGAGGUUGUCAAGGUCGUGGUGGUCAUUGGUCAGGUGUACGGGUGGCCGGCGCGCAAGAGCUAGUAGAAGCCACACACACACCGUGUGUCGUACUGUCCGUACAGCGCUGUUGUGUAUUGCUCGGACAUGAAACGCCGCAUAAGGAGGUCUCUGCAUGUGUCGCUUCGGGAUGCAAAGAGGCCUUGUGGCGCGCUGCAGAAAGCGCGGUGCCGGGUAGAUAGGGAUGGCGAUGUCCGGAGAAAAUCCUAGGGAGGUCAGAAGGGGGUAUGCUGCCUGGUACGGUAGGGGCGCAUACCGUACACACGGUGGGCAAGUCUUUAAUGCCGAGACAGAACACCGGCGUCAUGUAGUAGUAACAGGUAGUGUUAGCAGUACGGAAUCAUUGCUCUUUGGAUGCUGGCGUCACCACGCCUGGAAGUCACGCCGUUACGGACAUCGGGAUUCCAAUCCCUGAAUACACCCUUGCCAACCCAGAACCCAGCAGUGCCCAUGUGCCGUCACAAGGCCCGCCCGCAAUCUGUGCCAGCAGCUCGGCCAGCAGCUCAGUUAUUAACGUGCGUUGCGGAACUAAUGCGUAUGUAGACCAGAGCGGAAGGCGUUGAAGUCACGUGGCGACCCCUUUUGAGCGCUGGGAGAGGCGCAACCAGGCGCAGGAUGCCCACUUCUCACAAGGCGGGGCCGCGACUUCGCAUGGUUCAAUUCUGCACUACUGCGAUGCCCCAUGCCCAGGACAUCAGCGUAUUGGUACUUACGGGGACAGGAUAGCACGCAUGCUCGUGCACACCACCGUGCAACCAACAACAACAUCAGCGUAUUAAGCAACCUCGUGUAGCUCUUCAUACCGUACUUCAGAACAAGUGACCAAAUCCGAUGCAAAACGCCAUGCCAAACCCACCGUUGCAAUCCAUCAAAUGUCCCACGCUGCAAAUGUUGCGCACCGUCUCUGUCAAACACCAAAUGGACACAUCUAUGCCUGGUCACGAUGCCUGGUCUUGGUCUUUCCUUCAUUCACCUCCGGUU